UCCGAACCAGUUCCGGAAUGGGUUUCACUGGGCGUUUUCAAUGUAGAAUCGCCAAAAGAAACCAACACAGUCAAAAAUGAUAAAAAUGUUCCAACCUUUCCAUUACUUCGUGCAUUCGAGGCACUCGAGCUCGAGGUUCGCGUACACGGGAAAAUGAAAACAAGCGUCAAGUGAGCAGCUGAUCAGCCGUGGUAAGCGAGCAAACAGGAAUUGAGCGAGGGACCGAUUAGCACCCGACUGCCCCAGCAAUAAUGACUAGUACAAGUCCAAGUAACCCACAAAUUGUUCUUCUGUUCUCCGGCAAACGAAAAAGUGGUAAAGAUUUUAUAACGGAACGGUUACUUCAGAGGUUGACCCACGAACGAGCACAAAUUAUCCGUAUUUCAGAACCGAUUAAACGAAGUUGGGCUAACAAACUGGGUUUAGAUUUGCGAGAGCUACUUAGCGAUGCACCGUACAAAGAGAAAUUUCGCAAGGAGAUGAUUGAAUGGAGCGAUCAACGUCGAGCUGAGGAUUACGGAAUAUUUUGUCGAGAAGCUCUCAUUGCAGCGAACAGGGAAAUUUGUAUCGUCAGUGACGUACGAAGAAAAAGCGAUAUUAGAUACUUCAAGGAGGUGUUCGGUAGUAAAGUGAAGACUGUUCGAAUUGAGGCCAAUGAGCAAACGAGAUUAGAACGCGGGUGGCUUUUCCAGAAAGGGGUAGAUGAUGUACAGUCCGAGUGCGAUCUCGACGAUAUGGUCGACUGGGACUUGCUUACCAGCAACGACUGUGGGGCGGACGUGGAAUCGAUUUUAGACCAAAUUUGUUUGUUGCUAUAAACGUUUAGGACUAACCGUAGGUAUUUAUGUUCUAUAUGCAAUAUGUAUAAAUUGCAAGGGUAUUUUUCUCUUUCGUACCUGUUGAUAUAUUUUUAGAACUCAAAUGUGCAGAUA
Topomyia yanbarensis is the source of this 932-nucleotide messenger RNA. Its product is annotated as phosphomevalonate kinase. The transcript is spliced from 2 exons. Lineage: Eukaryota; Metazoa; Arthropoda; Insecta; Diptera; Culicidae. The record is from RefSeq and is a predicted model, not a curated record. The coding region runs from base 252 to 818 and encodes 188 amino acids. Gene Ontology annotation, cellular component: cytoplasm. Gene Ontology annotation, molecular function: phosphomevalonate kinase activity. Gene Ontology annotation, biological process: cholesterol biosynthetic process; isopentenyl diphosphate biosynthetic process, mevalonate pathway.